This is a messenger RNA of Solea solea (common sole), 4784 nucleotides long. It is a transcript of the gene klhdc7a, whose product is annotated as kelch domain containing 7A. Lineage: Eukaryota; Metazoa; Chordata; Actinopteri; Pleuronectiformes; Soleidae. Gene Ontology annotation, molecular function: protein binding. The record is from RefSeq and is a predicted model, not a curated record. The transcript has a single exon. The coding region runs from base 303 to 2597 and encodes 764 amino acids.
GUCAGCAAAUUACAUACACAAAUAUUAAUCCAUUGGGUAUUUACAUAUUCCUUGUAUGACUUGUAAACUUGAACAGGUGGUGCAUGACAAGUGUCCCGCCUCCACUAAGCUAGGAUGCAAAUAGUGCCUCAACAGGUAUCAGUUUACACUUCCUUUGAGUAAAGAGGAGCAGUCAUCAGAUCAGCAGCACAGCAGCUCUUAUAAUGAAAACCAGACAGCAUGCUACCAUCAACUGAGACGCAUUGAAACUAAUAUUCAAUAGGAUCAGUCAACCAAUCAUCGCCUCCAUCUCCGCUGCAACUAUGCCCAUUGCAGAGCUUUUGGGAGUCCAGUUCGACAUGCAGCUGGGGCUGAAGCUGAGUAUCUCUGUGGCUGCAGUGGUGCUGGUUUCAUGGGUCUACAGGUUCUACAGCUCCAGGGGCAAAGAGAGUCGGCCUGUCGAAGACAACAAAGACACUCAAAAUGCAACCUGCCAAAACUGCAAGACAGCACUACGGUGUCAAAACUCACCACAGCAUGACGCAGGAGAUGGGAGCCAUCGACCUGUGUCAUCACACGCAGACUCGACCGCUGAGGACCUGCCUUCUCACAGGACUGAAGAAACAAUAACAGAGACCCAUCCACAUCAAGCUGAUAAGAGUGAAGAUGCAUUGAGAAUGACAUAUAACGAUCAAGAUGUCAGCACAGAAGUAGAGACGCUCACUCAUCAGAAUCAGGCAGAGGUUGCUACCAGUAAUGUUUCAGUUGGAUCUGCUUUGAACCUUCCUGAUCCAACAGAGACUGGGAUGAUCAGUACAACGGGGCGCCGCUCCCCUUGCUUUUUGCAGAGGCUGGAGGGCAUCGUGGGUGUGGGCAGGGAGUUAAGGCAGGACUUGGAGCACCAGGGUGCCUACUCCAGCUUCCUCUCAAAGGCAGAGAUCAAAGUGGAAGAUGCCAACGUAGUGCUGGAAGGAACAGGAGACGAGAUUGUGCGUGGAAAGAUAUAUGAUUACUAUGUUGAAUCUUCCUCUCGUUCUGUCUCUGAUUCACACACAGUGCUUGGUCAGUAUGAGAGGAAUUCUGAGCCGCAGCCAGUGGAGUUUGGGAGCCGUGUCAGCAGCCCGACGGACUCGUCUUCCUCUUUGAGCCCCAUCAUUAUGCGUGAUCUGGUUUUAUCACAAAGCACUGAUGAGGAUGUCUCCUCACUAGGAAGCGGCAAGCUGAGGCACCCUGCAAGGCAAGUACUCCUACGCAAGGAGAGCUAUCUGUCUGCAGCAGAGCAGUGUGCGCUCCCCAUCCCAUUUAUAACUUCAACAGCCUCAGCUCCAAUAAUUCAAUCUCUGGCCUCAGCGAGCAAUGAGCCACUCUCUGUUCACCCUCUGAUCAGUCUCUCUACAGACAGCAGAGGCCCUGAUGUGAGCAACGGGGUUGAUCUAGAGACUGUAGCAGGUGCUCCAUUUUUACACCUUCCAGUAAAAACUCUUGAUGGCACCAAUUUGGAAAGCUUGACGAGCAAGCUUGAUCUUGGUAACUGCUUGGAGACACUGUACCUGGCCAAAAAACAUGGCCAGACCUCUGUGCAGCAAGCAGCCCUGCAGGUCAUGUCAGACAACUACCUCCAGGUGCUCAGGGACCCCAACAUCUACGGGCGACUAAUGGCUGGUGAGCGGGAACAAAUCCAGAGACAAAGAACAGCAGGGAGAAAAUUCGUCAUGGUGGCAGAUAUGGACCCUCAAGACUGGACCAGGGACAUAGGAGGGCAGGCGGCAGAGACAGAGCAGAAAAGGACGUCUAGUGCCGUGUACUAUUAUGAUGACUACAAAGACUCCUGGCAAACACUCUGCCUUAUCCCACAGGAGGUCAUCUCUAAAGCCUGUGCCAUGUGCACAAUGGAUAACUAUUUAUUUGUGGCUGUGGGCUGCCAAUGUACAGACAGAGAAAUUACACCCUCAAAGCGUGUGUUUUGCUACAAUCCUUUGACAUCCAUUUGGAAGGAGAUCAGUCCUAUGAAUGAGGCCAGACCGCGCUGCAAACUGGCAACACUGGAGGGCUACAUCUACGCCAUCGGAGGGGAGUGUCUUUCGUCAGUCGAGCGCUAUGACCCACGACUGGACAGAUGGACGUUUGUGGCUCCGCUGCCCAAUGAUACAUUUGCUGUGGCGCAUCACGUCACGGUGUGCAAUGGAGAGCUUUUCGUUUCUGGGGGAACUCUAAGAUAUAUGCUGCUACGCUACAGCCCCAAAACCAACGCCUGGAGGCCAAGUCUGUUAGUAGGUAACAAAGACAGAACAGCAGAUAUGGUUGCUGUGGGGCGAUGUCUGUAUCGGUUUGAUGUUAACCCACUGCUGGGUGUUAGUGUGUAUCGCUAUCAUACGGUGGCUCGAGUUUGGUACGAGUGCAGUUCCAAACGGCUCCUGCGCUGCCCUGUCUUUCGGUGUGUCACGAUGGAUGGCACAAUUUAUUGUAUCAACCGCCAGUACACCAUGAAGUUCGAGGCUGAUGAGAUCUCUCCUGCCUUUACACAUGUGGAUUUGAGUGUCCUCUCUGCAGUGAAGGGCAUACUCAUUCCCUUUGUCCUUACACUCCCUGAUAAGGAGCCUCGCCAGACCAGUGUGUAACAAGAAUUCAGUUUUCCACUGAUGAUAAGAUGAGGUGAUGAUGGAGUAUAUAAAAGAAUCAUGCAUUACAUCAAGUUUCUGGGUUGUAAAAUUACCACUAUGCUCUCAUUUCUUUGAUUUGUUGUUUAGUUAACAUUUUACAAGGCAUCUAUAUUUGAAUAGAUUAUGUUGGUCUAGCAACAAGAAAAGUGUGUUUGUUAUAUCUAGCCCAGUGACACUACAUGAAAAGUAUGAGACACUUAUGGUAGUCAAACUGAUGUUUGUUUAAAUUUACGCAGGGUGUGCUGCCAUGUAAAUUGUUUGCUUCUUUGAUUUGCCACUUUUUUUUCCGCCAUGAACUUUAGUUUGAUAUCAUUCCAGAUGCUUGGCGUCGCUCUCUGCUGUAGAGAUAAUGCAUGAAUAUGGUACAUCUCAGAGUAAAUGAGUUCAUUCUACUCUAACACAUUACAGAGAUUGGGCAAUGUAGGCGUAAUCUAUCACUGUGCGAUGUUUGUCUAACUUACACAUUGGCCUGCACACAGUGCAAUUAUCUCCAGUUGCUCUUUAAACAUGACAUGAUGUAAAUUGCUGUGUUAUACCAUAUUAAUAUGUUAGACUCCACAACAACUUCUAAAAUUCUGCUAACACUUUAAAUCACCCUCCUUUGGUUGGCAGGAAAAAGUGUGUUUGUUUAACCUUGACUGUGCAGAUUCUUUGUUCACUGUAUCUUGUUUUGUAUAAACAAGAACUAUAUGAAUUUGUUUUUCCUUACAUUUGUAUCUAAAAUUAGUAAGUAUUGGGAUUAAGCCAAAUGUAGAUAUAUAUGUGGUUUUUUUUUUUUUUACUUUGAAUGUGUUUAUAUUAUCUAUGAAAAAGGCAUUAGACUGUUCAGUUCAGGACAUGAGCGACACCCUGACAGGUUUGCAGAGAGGGACGUGCUGCUAUAGCACCACCAUGUGGCUUAAUAGGCAAACACGACUAAGCGAUGGGUGAGACGUUGAGCUCUUCUCUCGGCACAGAGGUGUCGUGUGACACGCAGGCAUCAGCAGCACAGUACAGUGACCUGUUAACAGUGGGUGAAGUAGAGGGUAUCAGUUGCACUGGAGGACAGCAUGCAGGCGGGGAAAUGGGAGGCAGACGCAGAUGGCUGACCAUCAAACAUAAGCACUUUUUAUUUUUCCUAAUUAAACACUUUGAUUCCCUGUAAUUAAACACCUAAUGAGAUGGGAGUUAGACAUGUCCCUUCAGACACCACCAUCAAUGACUCGUGCGUUCUGGUACUUAGGUCAGCCCGAGCAUCAACACAACUCAAUUUAUUUAUUAUUUCUUCUGUUCGUCUGCUCUUUCCUUUUUCUCUAUAGCGGUGUAGAAAAUGUUCCCUGAUAAGGAAAAUGUUGUAUAUUCUUGGAUGCUUCUCAUUUGCCUCAAUACUCAGGUUCGCUCUGGCAUCAACACUGAUUUUAUUUUAUUUUAUUUUAUUUGUCUGUUCUUUUGCUUUUCCUCCACAGAGGGUAAAACUUGACAGCCUGCUCUGCGUUUCAGACUUAAGUGUACAGAGAGAGAAAGAAUUUGCAUGCAAUUAUCCUUAGGAAGGGUGAACAUCAUUCACACCCCCCCCCCUCCUCCCCUCCUUAUUCUUGCACGCAGACUCACCACAAAUACAGCAAUAUAUAUAAACAGAAAAGCUACUAAUGACACAACACUCAGUAAAUCUACAGUAGUGCUCACAGCAAGAGAACAGAUAGAGAGAAUACUGUUUUGAAAAUCCUGAAUUUCCCAAAGUAUCUGCUUUAUCUAAUCUCUUCACACAGUCGACUAUUAAAAUGAAAAGGAAACUUGGAGCAGUGCUUCUCAGUUGACAAAUAUCAUGUGCACAGCUAGCGAGCAUUGUCUUAGAUCCAGGGCCGUGUUGUUGUGAUUUUGCUGUAUGGAGGUGGCAGGAGUGUGUGCAUGAAGCCGUGGAAAAAAAACGUCUCUGGCAGAAGGCACCGAGUGGGUGCCUCGGCUAUGCUGACCUGUAGACGGUCUGCUAUGCAAGGUGUGACUGCUGCUUUUCCAAACAGCGCUUUGUGGACUGCAGCAAAUUGGUUGGAAGGACUGGAAAGGAACACAGGGAAGAGAAAGUUAACUGCCAUGUUACUGUAGCUAUUAAUUACACUGCUGACUGAUUUUGAACAAUAAAAGGCAUCUGGGGCCACAUGCAUUUAA